AUGCGAUUCAGUGAAAUCAGCAAGACUGUGUUCGUUGAAUGUACUUUUUAUUCUCUUUUGUUUUACAGAGGCCCAGAAGACACAAUAAAUGAUUGUAAAAUCCUUUUUAUAGAGGAAAUGUACAAGAUUGAACAGCCAGGAGCCUAUCCAUUGACAUUUGGGGAUGGAGAUUUCAAAAGAAAAAGUGGCCCUGAAUGCAAGCACUGUAGGGCUGAUCCAGAUAAGGAGUGCCGUUUUUGUUCAUGUUAUUUGUGUGGUGGAAAACAGGAUGCUCACAUGCAACUCCUGUGUGAUGAAUGUAAUAUGGCUUAUCAUAUAUACUGCCUGAACCCUCCCUUAAGCAAGAUACCAGAAGAUGAGGACUGGUAUUGUCCUUCCUGCAAAAAUGAUUCUAAUGAAGUUGUAAAGGCUGGAGAAAAACUCAAACAGAGUAAAAAGAAAGCAAAGAUGCCAUCUGCCAGUACUGAAAGCCAGAGAGACUGGGGCAAGGGCAUGGCCUGUGUUGGUCGCACCAAGGAAUGCACUAUUGUUCCAUCAAAUCAUUAUGGACCAAUACCUGGUGUUCCUGUUGGGACAACCUGGAAGUUCAGAGUUCAGGUGAGCGAAGCAGGUGUUCACAGGCCACAUGUGGGUGGAAUCCAUGGACGCAGUAAUGAUGGAGCUUAUUCACUUGUGUUAGCUGGAGGAUUUGAAGAUGAAGUGGAUCGAGGAGAUGAAUUCACUUACACUGGGAGUGGAGGUAGAGAUCUUUCUGGCAAUAAAAGGAUUGGAGAGCAUUCAUUUGAUCAGACAUUAACACACAUGAAUAGGGCAUUGGCCCUUAACUGUGAUGCCCCACUGGAUGACAAAAAUGGAGCAGAGUCUAAGAAUUGGAGAGCUGGUAAGCCAGUCAGAGUAGUGCGCAGUUCAAAAGGACGGCGAAUCAGCAAAUAUGCCCCAGAGGAAGGCAACAGAUAUGAUGGCAUUUACAAGGUGGUAAAAUACUGGCCAGAAAUUGGAAAAUGUGGAUUUUUAGUUUGGCGUUAUCUUUUGAGGAGAGAUGACAUUGAGCCUGCACCUUGGACUUCGGAAGGAAUGGAGCGCUCAAAGAAACUGGGUCUAAGUGUACAGUAUCCAGAAGGUUAUUUGGAAGCCAUGGCUAGCAAGGAGAAGAAGGAUAAGGUUAAAAAGCAAACUGUGAAACAGGAGCCGACCAGCCAGAGCAAUGGAAACCAGAAAAGGACAAUUGAUGAUGCAGGUAUAGAGGAACCUAUGAAUACACCCAAAGCCAUGAGGAUGGGAGAUGGAGGGAAAGGAGAGGCUUUCCAGCUGACCCAAGAGCAGCAAUGGCUGAUUAGAGAAGACACUAUGAACCAGAAACUGUGGGAUGAAGUACUUGCUUUUCUUAAGGAAGGACCAAAUUUUCUGAAGAAACUGGAACAAUCCUUUAUGUGUGUCUGCUGCCAGGAGCUGGUUUACCAGCCAGUGACAACAGAGUGCCUCCACAACGUCUGUAAAAGUUGUUUACAGCGCUCUUUCAGAGCUGAAGUCUUCACCUGCCCUGCCUGCCGCUAUGACCUGGGAAAAGGCUACACCAUGGUUCCCAACAAGAUACUGCAGACACUACUGGACCAGUUCUUCCCUGGUUACAGUAAAGGACGAUGAUGUGCUCAGAUUCUUCUGUACUUCACCCAAUGACUUUAAGAGAGUAAAGGGGAAUAAACAUGGGAAAUUCAACAGUGGACCAGCCACCUUGAUGGGACUCAAUAUAUUGUCACAUUUUGAAGCAGCUAACCCUCUUCCCAUCAUGGCCAUCUUUUUGGUGUAGUGAGAACUCUAAUUCUUAGCUGUCUUUUAACAUCAAAGGUAGUUUUGGCCAGUUAAAAAGUAGUUUUUAAAG
Messenger RNA from Nestor notabilis (Kea), 1879 nucleotides. It is a transcript of the gene UHRF2, whose product is annotated as ubiquitin-like with PHD and ring finger domains 2, E3 ubiquitin protein ligase. Gene Ontology annotation, molecular function: ubiquitin protein ligase activity; metal ion binding. The record is from RefSeq and is a predicted model, not a curated record. Bases 1 to 1644 code for a protein of 547 amino acids. Gene Ontology annotation, biological process: protein ubiquitination; negative regulation of gene expression via chromosomal CpG island methylation. The transcript is spliced from 13 exons. NCBI's taxonomy places the organism in Eukaryota, Metazoa, Chordata, Aves, Psittaciformes, Psittacidae.